This is a messenger RNA of Adineta steineri, 723 nucleotides long. Lineage: Eukaryota; Metazoa; Rotifera; Eurotatoria; Adinetida; Adinetidae. The record is from the annotation of a GenBank genome assembly.
AUGUCGAAAAGUGCAUCAAAUAAUAUUCAUGUUGAUUCGCCACCGAAUUAUUCAGUACAUCAACAUGCUUGUAUAACAUUGUUUAGGACUGAUCGUCUACGAUGUUUUCAAUUUCCAUUAUCGAUCAUUAAUACCGUCCGUGAUGCAAUUAAUGCUAGUUGGGUAAAUGGUUUGCAAAAAGAAACACAGAAUAUCAGUUUUUAUGAAUUCAAGCUCAAGGGAAAUCCUUGGUUGCGUUCAGGAGAUGAAAAUAUUCCAUCUCGAAUUGUGAUAUUGCAUAUUCUUUCAGCAUUGCAUAGUAAUGGCUGGCAUCUUUUAACAUCAAACGAUUUUUGUCGAUUACUUGAAGAUAAUAAUUCGUUUAUUUUCCAAUUGGAAGUACGCCCAUCACCAACAUUAUUUUUUGCUAUUUCGCGUUACGAUUUAGAUAAACUUCAUGUAAUAUGUGCCCCACCUGAUGUUAUUCAGAGAAUUCGACAAAUAUUUGGCGAAAAUAAUAUUCAACGAGAAGAGUGGUUUAAUGAUGCUAGGACAUGUUAUCGAUUAAAAUUAAGUGGUAAACCAUGGACAAAUGAUGAAACAGUUUCCAGUCGAAUAAGAUUACUCUCUUUACUCGACUGUUUUACUUCACUGGAUUGUCAAUUACAUACAGGAAUAUGUAUGAAUGGGAUAAUUGAUAGUGCUGAAGCAGAUACUUGGAUUUUUCGUCGAAAAAUUCAGUAA